AUGGCAGAACAGGAGACAUAUCUCGCCGUUCUCAAGGCCUCUUAUGACUAUGAUCCACAGCCAGAUGCAGAAGAAGAGCUAACCGUCAAGGAGAACCAGCUCCUCCUUCUCCUCGAGCGCACAGACGACGACUGGUGGAAAGUCAAGAUCAAGCCGGAAUCCCAGGAGGAGGAUGGACCUUCUGGUCUUGUUCCGGCAGCGUAUGUUGAGCCAGCAGAGCAUAUCUCAGUUGUGAAGGCACUGUACGACUACGAGGCGACACAAUCAACUGAACUCAAUGUGAAGGAAGAUGAGAUCCUUCUUGUAUUCGACAAAGACGACGACUGGUUGCUGGUGCAGAGUCAGGCGAACGAGGGCAAGGUCGGGUACGUUCCUGGGAACUACGUCGAGGAGACUACGGGCGAGGAGCAACCUACAACGGCAGUAAUUCCCUCAAUACCUCACAUCGUCGUCCCUCCGUCUCCACCGCGUCCCGUCAGCGUCUACAUCGAUCCUGCUGAUCGCGUAGCGGCUGCGCCAAAGGCACAAGCUGACGAUAUCCAGACCUGGUCAGUCUCUGAGGUCGAUAAGAAGGGCAAGAAGAAGAAGGGGACUCUCGGCGUCGGAAACGGUGCAGUGUUCUUUGCUAGCGAGUCGGACAAGACACCAGUGCAGAAAUGGCAGACCUCGGCAAUACAGUCAGUCAAGCUCGAGAAGUCGAAGCAUGUGCACAUCGAGAUCGGCGGGGAUGAGUCCGUCAACCUGCACUUCCACGCCGGCUCGAAGGACGUCGGGGAAGCCAUCAUCGCCAAGCUCGAGUCCUCGCGAUUACUCUCUGCACCUCCGCGGCCCAGCGUGUCGGCGGAAGAGGAGCCAGAGCCAGAGCGUCUACGCAGCGCCGCGCAGAAGGCCGUCCAUUUCGAUGCUGCGGCUCCGGAGAUCAUCCCUCCGCGCGAGCCUUCCGAGGACGGGGAGGAAGAGGACGCCCUGCACGAAAAUGCCGCUGAGUUGAGUGCAGAGAACAGCGACAUGGCGGUGGCACUAUACGACUUCACUGCGGAUGGCGUGGACGAGCUGUCCGUACAGGAAGGGGAGAGCCUCAUAGUCAUCGAGAGGGACAGCGACGAGUGGUGGAAGUGCCGUAAUGCUUCCGGCGCAGAAGGCGUUGUGCCUGCCAGUUAUGUCGAAACGGUAGCGGGUUCGCGUGCGGUAGCACUGGCCCGUGCAGAACCCGAAGAAGACGCUGUAGCCAUCGCAAGAGCCGCCAGGGAAGAGGAGGAACGCGCUGAGGCCCGACGUCGUAAUGAGGACGCCCGUGAGAAGGCCGAACGAGAGCGGGCAGAGAGGGAGAGCAGGAAGCUGGAGGCAGAGCGACGCGCCAAGGCUGCCGCAGCAGCAGCAGAAGCCGACAGGAAACGGAGAGAACGGGAGCGGGAGACACAGAAGGAGAAGGAGGGGGAGAGGGAGCGCGCUGCCGCGGAAGAGGAGGCUCGGCAGAGGAAGCAGAGGGAGUCAACCUCGGGCAUUCCUCCGUCUCCUCGCAAGAAGUCCAAUGGAGAUUCGAGUUCCGGGCGCACAUCAUCAGAUAGACGUGGCCCCCCUCCUGAGAACACUCGCGUAUGGCACGACAGGACUGGCCAGUUCCGCGUCGAAGCGGCGUUCCUUGGUUUCGCGAACGGCAAGCUGAGAUUGCACAAGGUCAAUGGUGUUGUCAUCGAGGUGCCGUCGGAGAAGAUGUCCUCCGAAGACUUGCGCUAUAUCGAGAAGCUCAAUAGCAAGAAGUCUUCCCCUCCGCGCAGGUCUGCGGAUGACGACGACGAACCAUUGGAGCAACGUAGGAGGUCCUUGGUGCCAGAUGCGGCGCGCUCAAGCACCUUCAAGACCGCAACGUCUGCUCCUAAGAAAGGGCCUACAGUCGAUUGGUUCGAGUUCUUCCUCAACGCGGGUUGCGAUGUCGAUGACUGCACUCGAUACGCGACUUCGUUUGAGCGGGACAAGAUCGACGAGGCAAUCCUACCCGACAUCACCGAGUCGACCAUGCGGUCUCUUGGGCUGCGCGAAGGCGACAUCAUCCGUGUCAAGAAGGCCAUUGAACAGAUGCAGCCGAAGAAUAGCAGCUCCAACGACGCUCUUCAGGAACAAUUGCGCCGCGAUGAGGAGCUCGCUAGACAGCUACAGGUUGAAGAUAACGGCUCCUCUAACGGUCGGUCGAGAAGCCAGCCUCCAAAUCUCUUCGCGGCACCGAACGGAGCACUGAAGACGAGUUCAAUGCGGCGGGGACGCCCACAGCCCAGCAAGAGUCUGCCACCUUCAAGCGUUGACUUGAAAUCGAUCACAACGGCGUCUGGUCAGAUUCUGCGCAGUGACUCCCCGAUAGUUACCACUCCAGAAACAACUACGACUUCUGCUUUACUUCCUGUGCAGCCUCCUCCACGGUCGAGCUCAGCCAUGCCUUCUGUCAGCGGAUUCGACGACGAUGCCUGGACGAACAGGCCUAGCUCUACGAAGCCCUUGGCUCCUACUCCACCUGUUGUUGCUCCCCGGGCACCAUCUGCUCCUCCGGCAUCAGCACCGGCACUUCCAACAUCUGUUACUCCUGCUUUCCGUAUGCAGGUGGCCCCCACACCACCUGUACAGCCUGCGGUGCUUCCAGUGUCGGCUCCUGCUACCUCGGCGCAGCCACAACUGACAGGAUCGUUGGCAAAGACAACUGAGAACGACGUCUUCGACCAAUUAGCUCGCCUGAGCCAGAUACGGAAUCAGACCCCAGCUAUCGCGUCGUCUGUCUCGGGUCCGGCUCUCACAUCGACUGCGUCUCUGGCUCCUCCUAUAAGUUAUCAGUCUGGCCUCGGGAUGGGUUCCUCUCCCAUCCCCACUGGCCAGCAUCUCCAGGCGCAACGGACGGGGUUGUUGUCACUGCCUCAGCCACCACCUGCCAACGCGCCACGCGGACCAUUUGCUCCUGUGCCCGCUAAUCAGAGCUUGUUGCAGCCCCUGAUCCCUACCACUACUGGGUUCAACAGUUUCGUGCCUACUCGGCCACAGAGCGCACAGUCGCCAUUCCAGACAUCUCCACAACCCAUGUCUUUUCUUUCUGCACAACCAACAGGAUUCGCCAACGCGGGGCAGCCAUUGAUGUCACAGAUAACUGGGUUCCCAAAUCCGAGUCCCAUGUCCCAACCAACUGCGAUGCCGAGCGGAAACUUUGGCUCAAUGGCAGGAGGCUUCUCGCAGAACCCAUCGUUCCAGACCAACAGUGGCUUCGGUCAGAUGCAGAGCAACCCUACAGGCUUCAACCCUGGUUUUGGCCAGUUGCCGUUCAGUAAUGGCGUUAGCUCUCCUCCACCAGCCCCUCCAGCAUCAUCUGUGGCGAGCACGUCUCCUGCGAACGUCUUCGCACAAAUGAAGAGCGGGACUUUUGCCACUAAUGAAACCUCUGUUCCACAAAGCGCAGAUAAAUAUGACGCUUUACGUCCGAAUCCGCUCCUUACCGCUCAGCCCACAGGAUGGGGUUAUUCCGGGAUGAACGGAUACCAGAAUGCAUACGGCUACCAGGGUUGA
Molecule: messenger RNA, 3540 nt
Organism: Sparassis crispa
Lineage: Eukaryota; Fungi; Basidiomycota; Agaricomycetes; Polyporales; Sparassidaceae
Exons: 11
Coding region: 1-3540 (1179 amino acids)
Molecular function (GO): ubiquitin binding; identical protein binding; cytoskeletal protein binding
Source: RefSeq, a predicted model, not a curated record